GGAUGUGGGGUUUUGGUGGGAGGCACUAUUGGGGGAGGAAGGAGAGAGGUAAGGCGGAGGGCAUAGUGGUGGUGUUUGCGUGGAUGUCCAGUCAAGACAGGCACUUGAAGAACUAUGUUGAUCUCUACUCAUCUCUGGGCUGGGAUUCCCUCGUUUGCCACUCCCAGUUUCUCAAUUCGUUUUUCCCUGAGAAAGCUGCAGCGCUGGCAUUAGAAAUUGUGAAUGAGCUUGUUGAGGAGCUAAAAGUUAGACCAUGCCCAGUUGUCUUUGCAUCUUUCUCUGGAGGCCCAAAAGCUUGCAUGUAUAAGGUUCUUCAGAUAAUUGAUGGCAAAUGUGAAGAACAAUUCAAUUUGGGUGAAUACCGUCUAGUUCGUGACUGUGUUGCAGGACAUAUUUUUGAUUCUUCUCCAGUAGACUUUACUAGUGAUCUGGGAACUCGGUUUGUUCUUCACCCAACUAUUCUCAAGAUGUCGCGCCCUCCACCCUUGGUUUCAUGGGUUGCAAAUGGCAUUGCUUCCAGUCUGGAUGCACUCUUCCUUAGCAGAUUUGAAGCACAACGUGCUGAUUACUGGCAGACUCUAUAUGCUUCCACUAGUAUGGGGGCACCAUAUCUCAUUUUAUGUUCAGAAGAUGAUGAUCUUGCUCCCUAUGAAGCUAUUCGUAAUUUUGCUAAGCGGCUGAAAGACCUUGGGGGUGAUGUUAAUCUCGUAACAUGGAGUAGUUCAUCCCACGUUGGUCAUUAUCGACGUUAUCCUAUAGAAUACAAGGCUGCUGUAGCAGAGACUUUUUUAAAAGCCUCUUCGAUCUAUUCCCAAAGGACUCGCCAACUCGGUGGUGAAAAGAUGGGUUUGGAAGAGACCCACGGUGGUGAAACCUCUGAGCAAUUAUCCAGCCUAAGAAACGCUGCAAGUACCUCGAACCAAAGCUUCCAUAAAGCUGCACUCGAUUUGAACGAUCACUUCUUCAUCCCCGGCUCUGUAGAGUAUCACGAGGGCAGAAACCUCGGGUCAGUUCCAGAUGAAGGCAAAGAACAUUUCAUUCCUGCGAUAUCCAGCCUCCCAAGAAUCAAUGCCCAUGGAGUUCUUGGCCAGAUUCUCUUCGAUGUUUGUGUACCCAAGAAUGUUGAGGGGUGGGAUAUAAGAUCGUCGCCCUCAUUCAGCAGGGGCUCGUUGGCACCUGGACGAAGGCAGUCACCUUUGAACCCCAUGAAGUGUAUACGUCGCUCCAGGUUAUAACGAUUGCAGCUGGCUUUCUGGGAUAUCACGAUUUGAGAGGAAAUGCAGGAAGCGCACAAAUGAUGAGCGAUAUGAUUAAAUGCAUAGUUUCAAUCUGCAGAUUGACGCUGGUGAGUGCAAACUUUCAGUAAUUUUUGCGGUUUGAUCUUGGCGAUGAGAAUAGUAUUCGUAAUCCAAGAGUGAUGGCUGUGCAUCAAUCUGCAGAAAACCACCACUUAUACAGUCUUUUUUUAUAGAGGGACUAUUGCAUUAUGUAUGAAGUACCAAAAUCUUGCUGAAACUGAUUGUGAUGCAAUGUAAUAGUAUGUUUCUCACUUUAUGUAAAUUUUAUAGUAUAUAAUCAUAUUAAUU
Molecule: messenger RNA, 1586 nt
Organism: Ipomoea nil (Japanese morning glory)
Lineage: Eukaryota; Viridiplantae; Streptophyta; Magnoliopsida; Solanales; Convolvulaceae
Exons: 7
Coding region: 3-1235 (410 amino acids)
Source: RefSeq, a predicted model, not a curated record